AUGGCGAGCCCUCCUCGACGGCACCACUUCCUGAUCGUGACCGACCCGAUGCUAAGCCACGUCAACUCGGCGCGGCGCCUCGCCGCGCGCGUCGCGGCGGCGAUGCCGAACGCGCGCGUCACGUUCUCGACCGCCGUCUCCGGUCACCGCGUCAUGUUCCCGCACCUCAAGUUCCCGGACGGCGAGGUCCUCCAAGGACUCGUCUCGUACGUCCCUUACUCCGACGGCUUCGACGGCGGGUUCAACCCGGAGGCGCACGGCGCGGACGCGUACUGCCCCCGCGCGCGCGCCGUCGGGUCCGAGACGCUGUCCGCCGUCGUCGCCCGCCUCGCCGGCCGCGGCCGCCCCGUGACGCGGGUGGUGUACACCGCGCUGGUGGGGUGGGUCCCCGACGUCGCGCGCGCGCACGGAGUCCCCGCGGCGCUGUACUGGGCCAAGCCGGCCACCGCGUUCGCCGUGUACCACCACUACUUCCACGGACACGCCGCCGAGCUCCUCGCCGCCUGCACGAGUGACCCGGGCCUCGACGCCGCCGUCCUCCUGCCGGGCCUCCCUCCUCUUAAGCGCGACGCGCUCCCGUCCUUCGCGUCGAUGGUCUCGCCGGGGAAGCGCCACUACCUGACGCUCGGCAUGCUGCGUGACCUCUUCUCGGCGCUCGACGAGCACGGAUCGAUGGUGCUCGUGGACACGUUCGACGCGCUGGAGCCCGACGCCCUCCGCGCGGUGCCGCAGCUAGACCUCGUCGCCGUCGGCCCUGUCACGGCGGAGGAGCCGCGCAGGCGGGGCGUGGAGCUUCUCCUCCCCUGCGACGCGAAGGCGUGCAUGGAGUGGCUGGAUACGAAACCCCCGCGGUCGGUGGUGUACGCGUCGUUCGGAAGCAUCCUCUCCGUGAGCAAGCGGCAGGAGGAAGAGAUGAGGCGCGGCCUCGACGCCACCGGCCGGCCGUACCUGUGGGUGGCGCGCAGGACCACCAACGGCGCCGGCGGCGAGCGGGGGAUGGUGGUGGAGUGGUGCGACCAGCGGAGGGUGCUGUCCCACCCUGCCGUGGGGUGCUUCGUGACGCACUGCCGGUGGGACUCCACCCUGGAGAGCCUCGCCGGCGGCGUGCCUAUGGUGGCCGUGCCUCGGUGGGCCGACCAGACGACGGUGGCGGCGCUGGUGGAGGAAUAUGCAGGGGUCGGCGUCCGCGCCAGGGUGGACGGCGAGGGGGUGGUGUCGAGGGGCGAACUCCAGAGUUGCCUGGAGGUGGUGAUGGGAGGCGCGGCGGCGAUCAGGGAACGGGCAGAGCGCUGGGCGCACCUCGCGAAGGCGGCGGUCUCCCCCGGCGGGACGUCGGAGAGGAGACUCCGAGCGUUUGCGUCCGAGGCGUGAACGUGACCGGCAAUGAAAUGCCACGUUGGGCAAGUGACUGGCAUGCAGGGUGCGUGGGAUCACAAUGAUGAAGUGAACAUAGAGCCCUCGUCUUUUCUUUUCCCUUAAA
Molecule: messenger RNA, 1480 nt
Organism: Oryza brachyantha (malo sina)
Lineage: Eukaryota; Viridiplantae; Streptophyta; Magnoliopsida; Poales; Poaceae
Product: UDP-glycosyltransferase 75C1-like
Exons: 1
Coding region: 1-1371 (456 amino acids)
Molecular function (GO): UDP-glycosyltransferase activity
Source: RefSeq, a predicted model, not a curated record